Messenger RNA from Eriocheir sinensis (Chinese mitten crab), 3161 nucleotides. Its product is annotated as somatostatin receptor type 2-like. Bases 481 to 1764 code for a protein of 427 amino acids. Gene Ontology annotation, cellular component: neuron projection; membrane. NCBI's taxonomy places the organism in Eukaryota, Metazoa, Arthropoda, Malacostraca, Decapoda, Varunidae. Gene Ontology annotation, molecular function: peptide binding; somatostatin receptor activity. The transcript is spliced from 2 exons. The record is from RefSeq and is a predicted model, not a curated record. Gene Ontology annotation, biological process: G protein-coupled receptor signaling pathway.
CGGGCUGGCCACACUCCACCUCCACCGCUCCACCUCAACACCUCCACCGCUCAACACCACCGCCGCUCAACACCACCGCCGCCGCCGCCUCCUCUCGCUGCUCCAUCCCUUCUCAUCCUCUAACCCCCUCUUCCUCCUCCUCCUCCUCCUCCUUCUGAAAAGUGAGAGGAGCGGGAGGGAAGAAGGAGGUCAUCUCUUCCCGUGUGCUUCCCGCCACUUCCGGGUUUGGUCUUCCUUUACCUGGGACGCGAUUCUACAGAGCCUCGCCGGACGCUCACCACCGGCUGAUCUGUCCCCACCCCGCCCCGCCCCGCCCCGCCCCGCCAGCCUCGGGUCACGUAAUGCUGCUUUCCUCAUCGCCAGCCAGCCAUGCGUCGCCUCAGUAAUGAAAGUGACUCCGAGCAUCGCGUGUGAGGACUAGCGUCGAGAAGCGCUAUCAACCAAGUCUUCCCCGAGGCCCUGACCACUCCGGAGGCCGAGAUGAGUCUGUCAGGGGAGCUUAUAGUGGAGCAGGAGGCGUCAGGCAACGCGACGCAGCUCCUGGGUGACCUGCCGCUCUUCAACUGCUCCUACCUGUCUGGCGUGGAAUGGCUCAAUGGUACGAACUGCAGCGGCGGCGGCGAGGUAUUCGACGGCCGCCUGUUCCCGCUGCUGAACCAGACGGUGCAGUACGUGACGGUGGCCUUCCUCGCCCUCGCCUUCCUGCUGGGCCUGUGCGGCAACACGCUUGUCAUCUACGUGGUCACCAGGUUCUCCAAGAUGCAGACGGUCACCAACCUCUACAUCCUCAACCUGGCCAUCGCGGACGAGCUGUUCGUGAUCGGCGUUCCCUUCCUCAUGACGACGACCGUCAUGGAGUAUUGGCCAUUCGGGUUCAUCAUGUGCAAGCUGUACAUGAUCACCACCUCGCUCAACCAAUUCACCAGCUCGCUCUUCCUCACCAUCAUGAGCGCCGACCGGUACAUCGCCGUGUGUCACCCCAUCAGCUCGCCCAAGUUCCGCACGCCCAUGAUCUCCAAGCUGGUGUCGCUCACGGCCUGGACGCUCUCCGCCCUCAUGAUCGUGCCCGUCUUCAUGUACUCCAACAUCCUCAACGAGAGCAACGGCCAGGCCAGCUGCAACAUCUAUUGGCCGGACAGCGUCGGCGUCCGCGGCUACACCGUCUUCACCAUCUACUCCUUCGUGCUGGCCUUCGGCUGCCCCGUCACCUUUAUCUUCAUCUUCUACACGAUGGUGAUCCUCAAGCUGAAGGCCGUGGGGAUGCGGAACAAGUCCAGGAAGAAGAAAAACCACCGGCGGGUGACGCGGUUGGUGCUGACGGUGAUCACCGUGUACGUGCUGUGCUGGCUGCCCUACUGGGCCCUGCAGCUGGCGCUCACCAAUAGCGUGGACAAGCAGGUGCAGAGCCGCUCCAUGGUGAUCCUCUUCAUUGUGUCCUCGUCCCUCUCCUACAUUAACUCUGCCAUCAACCCCAUCCUGUACGCCUUCCUCAGCGACAACUUCAAGAAGAGCUUCCUCAAGGCCUGCACCUGCGCCGGCCGGCGGGACGUCAACAACGUCCUCAUGGCGGAAAAUUCCCUGUUACCGCGCCGCCGCGGCGGCUCUACCCUGCCGCCUAAGUCUCCCCGGGGUGGACAGGAGGCCAAGAACAAAAAGGGCGGUCCCAGAGAUGAAAGUCCCGUGCCCCUGGAGCCCACGCGUCGCCCCCUGCAGCCCAGAGAUGACGCCUUCCUCAACGGCCGACCCAUCACCUCCCACCUGUAGUGCUCCUUCUACUCCUUUACCCCUGCCAAGACCUUCCAUUAUUGUCUCGGCGAGUGGCCUGCCGACAGCCGUCCGCGCCACCUAUGCUGCAGCAGAAAGUUGCACUGUCAUUUGGGCCGGGGACACACCAAGCCGGGUUUUCCAGAUUCAAUAUAGCAUGAUGUAGGCAGCAAAAAGUGUUGAAAAUUAACGUAUUGGCUUAAAAGAAACGAUGAAAGUAUAUGAAUGUGUAGAUGGAGUAUUAAGAAUAUGCAGAAAAAACACCUGAAAAUGGCAAUUUAUAGACCUUAAAAAGUUGUCUUAAGUCCAUCAUACCUCGAAGACUCUCCGGAGAAGCACCGCAAGCAUUUGGGUUUUAAAAGAAACUAAUCAGAAUGUUCGAUAAGUGUGUUUCAAAUUGUGUCAUACAAAUCGUAAGCAGAAUGUACAGUUUGCUAGUGAAUACGGCGUAAAGGAUUAGUGUUAAAUCCAUGACCAGCCUACCAAGUGAUGUAACAAAACAGCUGGAUCGUUCGUCGGUGUGAGCGCGUUACCUUGCCUGGGGCGGUGUAGCGCCCUGAAAGGGAGGGAGCGGCCCAGAAGGGCGGAUAAUUAAAGGGCACCUGUGUUACCAGAAGGGAUAUUAAUAACGAUGUGUGGGAAUGCAUCCUAAGUUUUCGUCUUGAAUUUUACAUUGAUUUCAUGGAAGGAAUUAAUACAAAGAGAUAAAUAAUGGGUGAUUAAUGGAAACCUAUUGGGAUAAUGUACGAUAAUCCGGCCACGCGUGUUACUGCCAUCUUCAGCUCGGUUCUUCUUGUCUCCUAAAACAAUUCGCAUCUGGAGUACUGUACACACGCCAUGGAGCCUGAUGAGAAAUUCAUAUUGUACAAGGAGUGCAUGAAUUACAUCAAGCAUUACCUAACAUAAGACGGGCAAUGUAAAAAUACAGAAAAGAGUAGGCUGAAUGAGGCGACAACCAACGGCCAGUAUCAAUUUCACUGCAAGUUACCACAUCAAAUCUGGCCUCUUUAGUGAAUAAGCUCGCUAAUAUGUAGAAAAUUACUUGCAUUGGAUCCCAUUAGGAACUAAAGGAAACUUCUUGGGACAAUAAUGUGCGAGGGUACGAGGUUGUGGUGUUUGCGAGGAUGUGGUAACACUGUCUCUUGAUAAUCACGUGACCACCCGCAUUCAGUGUUACCACAUUUUCGCAGUGGUAUGCAAGGCUUCCUUUUGUUUAUAGUUUAUUCCUUCCCCAUAAGAUAAACGUAGAAAUAAAAAAAAGAAGACUUAAAAUGUACUGGGCAAACGUACUGUACCAUCUACAAAUAUUUCCCACAUGUCGAUAUGAACAUCCCUUCUGGCAAAACUGGCUAUCCUCCCUCUGGGCCGCCUCCUCCUCAGGCCGCUGCACCGGGCCG